UAGCAAUUUCGACAAACUCUAGAGAAUUGACCCUUCAAUAUUUUGUAUUUGUUUUAAGUAUAUCCAAAUUGCAGUCUAGUUUUGAAUUGUUGUCCAUAGAAAAGAAGGGGGUUUCUUUCAAACUGCGGAUUCCAGCCAAAAGAAAUUAAACAGUCGCUGCAUUGUGUAUCACAGAUUCAGAGGGAGAGAAAGAGAGGGUCAUUCUAGUGGACUAUUCCAAGCGGCCCAAUCAUCAUGCCACUCUUCGCCAGGAAAUCCUCAAAGCAACAGAAUUCGCAAUCUGCAGCCAGCGACGCGGGAUCCGCCGAUCACUACAAUAACAGCGAUGUAACGAUGCGAAAUCGUGGCUCAUUACCGCCGACGAUAAGCAAUAACAAUAACAACAAUAACAAUAUUGAUAAAUCAAAAGCUCCAUUGGUCUUCCAUUGCCAAUUGGCUCAUGGCAGUCCCACUGGGCUCAUCCAUGACUUCUCCAGUGUCCGCGAAUUGUAUCAAAAGAUAGCCGAAUGCUUCGACAUCUCUGAAAAGGACAUUCUUUUCUGCACCCUCAAUUCACACAAGGUGGAUAUGACUCGCCUGCUAGGUGGACAGAUUGGCCUGGACGACUUUAUAUUUGCCCAUCGCAAGGGUAGACCCAAGGAAAUUGAAAUUAUUAAAUCGCAGGAUGCUCUUGGCCUCACCAUUACCGACAACGGGGCGGGCUAUGCCUUCAUAAAACGCAUCAAAGAGGACUCUAUUAUUGACCGCAUUGAGCAUAUCUGCGUGGGCGAUCACAUCGAGAAGCUAAAUGGCCAGGAUAUGGUGGGUAAACGUCAUUACGAAGUCGCCCGCAUGCUAAAGGAUAUACCCACUGGCCAGACUUUCACACUGCGUCUAAUCGAACCUGUGCGCAGUGGCUUCCAGGGCAUAGGUCCCCGGAACUCAUCGCGUGCCUCCGGAAGUAGCCUCGGGGGACGCAACUAUGGCAGUGGCAAGGAGACGUUACGCUUCAAGGCCAAUGGCAAUGCUCAGAUCGAGCCCAAAUUCGAUGAGUCCACUGUGGCGGGAAUAGAUGCCAUUAACAAUCUCCUUGAGUCGUUUAUGGGCAUCAAUGACACCGAAUUGGCCUCCCAGAUAUGGGACUUGGGUAUUAACAAGUCCAAUUCCAUGGACUUUGCCGAGGCCAUUGAUAAUUCAGAUCUGGAAUCUUUUGGUUUUACGGACGAUUUCAUUAUCGAGCUAUGGGGUGCUAUAACCGAUGCUCGCCGUAAGAAUACUACAGAAACUUCACCGACCCCAGCGUCAAAUAAAUAGGUGAUCAAGAGAUGAAGAUAUAGAUUGGGUUUCUGCAUUAGUGUGCUAGCAAUUUAUUCGAUCUGCUGUCCCUCCCUCCUCCAACCUUCCUCCACCUUAAAAUAAAUUCAUAAAAUCAUUUUUAUCAA
Messenger RNA from Drosophila willistoni, 1421 nucleotides. It is a transcript of the gene kermit, whose product is annotated as PDZ domain-containing protein GIPC3. NCBI's taxonomy places the organism in Eukaryota, Metazoa, Arthropoda, Insecta, Diptera, Drosophilidae. The record is from RefSeq and is a predicted model, not a curated record. Gene Ontology annotation, molecular function: protein binding. The transcript is spliced from 2 exons. Bases 235 to 1293 code for a protein of 352 amino acids.